CGUUGUCAACCCAGCAAAAACUGGUCACAGUCAUGGCGCCUUCUCGAGCAUAUGUUCCUUCAAGGGCACUGAUCCGAGCCCUCUCGCGGCCGCAGCCUAGAAGGUGUCCGCUCGCCCGACCCCUCCCAGCCCAGUUUCUUCGUGGGAAACGCUCUAAAGCCACCAAAGAUGAAAAAGUACGCCACAAUGCCGAUGUAGAACCAAGCCCAUCGGUACUGGAGCGUAUUAAGGGCUCGCGAUCCAUAUUCGAUGACGAUGAAAGGAUGGAUAAAGCAAUGCGCCCAUUAUCCGACGCUGAACUGGAGCGCGAAGAUCUCCCCAUCAUCAAUUGGUACGAACAGGAUCUGGACAAGGGCACACCCCAGCGCCUCAUCGAGCGCAUAGCAACUGUCGAGGAUCGCAAAAAGGACAAAGAGAUGUACACCAUGAUAGAAGAGUCACAAAAGAACCCCGAGUACGACGAUGCCAAACUGAACCGGCGCCUCAUCGACAGCCUCCUCUCGAACCCAAACUUCGCUGAGUUGACGGAAGAGCUGAAGGAUAUCAAACAGAGCAUCAAAUCCAAAGAAGAGCUUGAAGCCAUGGACGAGGAAGAUGCACUCGAGGCUGAAGCAAGUAGCAAAGAGUUCAAUGCAGGUCUCCGAAUGGCCACACACGAGGCCAUACAAGAGCUCAUCGACGACCCAGAUAUCGGCGAUGCAAAGGCGGACUUACAAGAAGUCAUUGACAAGAUGCCGGAAAUGGAGGAUAUUGACAGCCCUGAGUUUCAACAAAUAUUGCAAAAGGCUAUGGCUAAGCUAGAAGGCAACGAGGCUAUGAAGAAGAAGAUUGCUGCGCUGGACCAAGAUAUAGACGAUGCAGAACUGGAGGAAGAAUGGGAGCAAUACCAGAGAAGCACCAGCGAUGCCAUCGUUGAAGCCGAAACGCCAGAUGACGAUCUUGCCAUGCCAACACCAGAAGACAUGCAGGAUGUGGACAAGCUUCUGCAUCAGAUGCGCGAUGUCAUGAAGUCACUGGGCGGCGACUCCAACCUCGAGGCCGAACUCGAUGCAGCACUCAGGGAGGACCCAACAGGCACACAAGAUCAAGAAGGCGUCUUCGAACGCGAAAUGGAUCCCGAAGAACUAGCCGAAGAACUCAAGAAGCUCGCUCUUUCUAAAGCAUCGCAGCCCCCACAGAUCGAAGAAGAGGAAGAAGAAGUACCUGCCGAACUACAAGCCAAGGUCGACAAGAUCAUGGAAGAUCCCAAACUGAUGGAGAAACUCAUGUAUAUCCAAAAACUUAUCUCAGAACAUAAGCCGCAGCCAGGCGACUUGACAACUCUUGCGCACGAGACGGCGCCAGAUCCAUACGAGCUCGAUGACAGUCGCACUGCUACACUCAAGGAGCGCAUGGUCAUGGCACGUCAGGACCCAGAACACAGCACUGCUCUCGACCGCCUUUGCGUCCACCUCCCACCCCCAUUCAAUAUCUCGCCUGCCCUCAAGUCCUUCAAUCAAGCAAUCCAGUUUGCGUACAUUGGAGCCAACGACGAUAUCAGACGUAUACUCUGGCGCUCGUACCAGAAAGCACGCUCGUUGCCAACUUUCCUACAAAACAUCAGUGAUGAGGCAUGGGAUAUCUUGUACUAUUCCCAAGCCGUCACCUGGAGUAGCAAUCAAAAUCGACAGAAUCAUCUCAAGAUUCUCCUCGCAGACUUGAAUAGUGUUGGCAGGGAUGGACCACCUACACAUCCCAGUACGCUUGCAAACGGAGGUGCAGAGUAUUAAGCUCUCUUGCGAGAAGUUGUACCCAAAGAACAUUGUACGAUAGAACAACAA
Bipolaris sorokiniana ND90Pr is the source of this 1820-nucleotide messenger RNA. RefSeq lists its product as uncharacterized. The transcript has a single exon. Bases 33 to 1769 code for a protein of 578 amino acids. Lineage: Eukaryota; Fungi; Ascomycota; Dothideomycetes; Pleosporales; Pleosporaceae. The record is from RefSeq and is a predicted model, not a curated record.